This is a messenger RNA of Acanthosepion pharaonis, 867 nucleotides long. NCBI's taxonomy places the organism in Eukaryota, Metazoa, Mollusca, Cephalopoda, Sepiida, Sepiidae. The record is from the annotation of a GenBank genome assembly.
AUGCCGUCGAGUGCAGACGGAAGAGAGAGACGAGAGAGACCGCAAUUCGUCGUCACAUGCGUGAGCACCCGCAGGCGACCAUUACGGGUUGCGGUGCUACAGGAGAGACGGAAGAGUCAGGGAAAGAGACUGGAGUCGACAGAGUCACGAGACUAUCGUCGCACUAACGGAAUUCCAUCCUCUUCUUCCCAUUCACUCAGUUCUUCUUCUUCCCUAAGAUUAGGCUCAAUCCCUGCUUCCUCAGAAUGUCCCGCUGGGGUCCGAUUUACCUCCCUCAUCCUUCAAAGGCAACACAUUACAGGUGAAGUCUGGCCUUUCCUUUGCCUUUCUCCUUCCCGUAUGUUCUCUCCCAUCCUCCCACUUUCUCGACAACCGAGACGUGGGGGUCGGGCCCCUCCUUGGUGGGGUAGAGCUCGGAUGACCCUCUUUUCUUGGACUAGCAACCCAUUUCUCCCCUCCAUUCGAGUUAGUGUUGUUCCGUUCGGUGUGGUCCAUCUUUCUCCUGCGAGGACAGAUUCAGUUCAGGUGACCCGCUCCUCCUCAGCGCCAACACCUUCGCUCCUUACAACUAGCCGAAAAGUGCCCGAUCACACCUCAUCCUCUUGUCAAUUACCACUUUCCCACGAGAAGAGACCAACGACCGAACGAAAGGAAAAAUACUUAACACAGUGGUGGCGCUUCAACUGCAAAGUCAACAAAGUCAAAACAAGAUCAACAAUAUUACUGGCAGAUAUAAGUGCAAUGAGCGAACAAAGGAAACGAAAAAGUGACUUACCUGAGAUCCGACACUCCGUGUUUUGUUUCUUUUCCAUCCUUCUUUUGCUUCCCUUCUCUUUUCCUUCUUACGACCCUUAUAGACCAAUAUAG